AUGAUCACUGAACAACGUCCCCUUGGCCUUUUGGAAAAAUACCAGAUCUCCAAGCUUAUUACCAAAUGCUAUGGAUCAGUGACAGGCACAGCCUUGUUAAGACACAACAGCCCUGCACCGGCCACUGACAAGGAAGCUAUCAAGACGUUUUAUCUGAAUAGGCUAUACCCCGCUGUAUCCCGCCUUGUUCAAAAACAUCCACAGCUCACUAUGAUUGUACUCGAUGCUGAUAAGCCAACCGCUCGAUUUGCCACUUUAUCAUCCUUCAAUCUUGCAGCUAUGGUGAAUGUGAAUUCCAAUGUCAAGUUUUGGGAACAAGCUGUGAUCGAUGACAUUAUAUCCACCGAGGUUGAUAAAGAAUUUGGUACCACCUUUCAAAAUGGUCCUUUAUGGAGCCUGGGCAUUGAUACACACCCCGAACGUCCCCACGAAUGUGCCAUCUCUUUUACCUUACACCACGUGAUUGGUGAUGGCAAGAGCAUCAUGCUAUUCUGGAAAGAGUUAUUGGAGCAGCUCAAGGAUGGUGAAAUGGUCGAUAGCAGCAAUGGGUACCAAAUUGAUAUCAUGGAGCUCCAUGUUAUUAAGCCUCCACAAGAACACCGCAACCCAGUGAUGCCUAAUGAGAUCAAGCUACCAGGUACCAAGGAGGACGAGUUAGCCAUGUGGCAAGGAGACUAUGAAGCCAUCCGUGACAAGACCGCCCAAAAACAUGACACAGCUGUACGCACGGUCGUUGUGGAUGGUGAACAUUGGCCCAAGAUUGUAAAGAAAUGCAAACAACAUGGGGUCACUCCGCAUGCAGCAUUGAUGGUUGCUUGUGCUCUUGCAUUUGCUGAGUUGUAUCCGGAUCGAGUUGUGCGCACAAUGACACCUGUAAACACGCGGCCUCUUUGUGAUCCACCUGUACCUGAAGAUGAAAUGGGCAACUUUUUCGGCAACUUUUUCCGUUUCUGGCGACCUGGAUUUUCAAAUGGCAAAUCUUUUUGGGAGCUUGCAAUCGAAUACCAAGCACGUGUGCGUGAAGGAAAAGCCUUUGCAGCUGGGUUUGCUAAUCAUUUCUUUGGCCAUCUCAAAAACUUCCCUGAAGACUUCAUCAAUUACUGGUAUUCCAAUUGGGAAAAGUAUCCUAUGGGGCGAGCAGGCGGUAUUUGUGUCUCUGACUUGGGGCUCAUAACUACCAAACGCGUGACAAGCACAGAGUGGCAGCUUCAAGAAAUCUUCUUCAAUCAAAGUAGCCACAUGUAUACGCUUGCGCUCACUAUUAACACCAUUAGCACAUCAACUGCUAUGCAAGCUUGCGUCGCAUGGCAACGCAACACCUUGGAUAUUUCAAAAGCCGAUCGAUAUGGCUCUUUGAUAGCUAAAUACCUUAUUCAAUGCAUAGAUCAAUAA
Molecule: messenger RNA, 1392 nt
Organism: Lichtheimia ornata
Lineage: Eukaryota; Fungi; Mucoromycota; Mucoromycetes; Mucorales; Lichtheimiaceae
Exons: 1
Coding region: 1-1392 (463 amino acids)
Source: RefSeq, a predicted model, not a curated record